AUGAGGAGGUAUGGUUUGCAAGGUUACGAUCUUUUGGUCGGCAAAUCCAAAGAAGACCUCGACAAGCUUAACAAAAAGGUCGUUAAAAAGCUCUAUUGGAGAUUUUUAGUCACAAUCACAGCCAUGUUACUGAUGAACUACCUGGACCGUAUUAAUGUCUCCAACGCCCGCCUUGCUGGCAUGCAGGAGGAUGCUGGAAUGACCGAUGUUCAAUGGUCCGCCGGCAUUUCACUCUUCUAUGUCGGUUAUAUUAUCUCUCAAGUCCCAGCAAACAUCAUCAUUGCCAAAGGAAGCCCUCGCAUCUUACUUCCCUGCAUCAUGCUUGGAUGGUCGUGCGUUACAAUCUCGAUGCCCGCCAUCAAGUCCCCUGUCGGUUUCGUGCUAUGCAGAUUCCUGGUCGGUCUUACGGAAGGACCCUUUGUACCCGCUGUGGCUCUCCUCACCUCUUCAUGGUAUACAAAGCAAGAGUCGCCUCUACGCAUGGGCAUCUGGCACGCUGGUAACAUCGUUUCCAACAUUAUCUCUGGCUUCCUUGCAGCCGGGAUUCUAGAACAUAUGAAAGGCGUCGGCGGACUAGCUAGCUGGCGUUGGUUCUUCCUCAUUGAAGGCAUGACAAUCUUUGAAAUAACGUCCGAAUCAAAGCUAACUCAGUCAGGAAUGGUCAGUAUCCUGGUCGCAUGCGUUGGAUUUUGGGGUCUGCCCAACUGGCCCGAUAACACUGGGGAGUACUUCUUCACGGCCGAAGAAAGCCAGAUGGCUCAAUACAGAAUGAAGGUCUCCGCUGGUGGUCAAACCGAGGAUGAUGAGGGCGGCUUCUGGGAGGGCUUCUGCCUGGCCAUGAAAGACCCCUUUACAUGGAUCUUUGCUGGCAUGCACUUUUCACUGGUUCUGGCUCAAGCAUUCAAGGACUUUUUCCCAUCAGUUGUUGCUACCCUCGGCUUUACCUCUACCCAGACAUACCUUGUCCAAGCACCACCAUAUGUCAUCGCGUACUUCGUUACUCUCGCCGUUAGCUGGUCAUCGGGACGCUUCCAGGAGGCAUGCUGGCACAUUGUUGCCUGUAUUCUGACCUGUAUGGCUGGAGCCAUUCUGAUGAUCUCCACCCUCAAUGUGGGAGCUCGAUACUUUGGCCUAAUUCUGUUAUGCUCGGGUCCAUUCGUUGGCCUCAAUCUUCAACUUUCUUGGGAAACGACUGUCGUUCCUCGACCCCGUACCAAGCGUGCAGCGCUCGUUGCAUUCGCCAAUUGUGUCUCCUCCGUCUCCCAUUGGUUCUCGCCAUACUUCUUCCUCCGUUCCCAGGAACCUCGAUACCAGACUGGUGGUGGGAUCGUCAUUGCUGGCUGCGGUUUGACCGUCAUUUUCUGCCUCUUAGGCAAAUGGUGGGCGACCCGCAAGAAUAAAGCCAUCGAGAAGGAAGAGGAACGCACUGGGGUUCUCAAUCCUUGGCGAUUUGCUACAUGA
Molecule: messenger RNA, 1461 nt
Organism: Exophiala bonariae
Lineage: Eukaryota; Fungi; Ascomycota; Eurotiomycetes; Chaetothyriales; Herpotrichiellaceae
Exons: 6
Coding region: 1-1461 (486 amino acids)
Biological process (GO): transmembrane transport
Cellular component (GO): membrane
Molecular function (GO): transmembrane transporter activity
Source: RefSeq, a predicted model, not a curated record